AUGUCAUCAACGAUCAACCACCUCCACCAUCACCACCGAAUCGACGGCCAGAUUUCUCCCCUCACUUCUUCCUGCCCUCAUCUAGCCGACUUCCGUUCCCGCAACGGCGCCAAGCCCUUUCGCGCCCUCCAGGACUGCCUCCGCGUCAAACCUCCCGGCGGCCGGGCCGGGAUCCGCCGCGAACCCUCCGAGGUCCCCCGCUGCGCAGCGUGCGGCGAUUCCUCCCCGUCGAGGCUCUACGCCUGCGUCGCGUGCGCAGCCGUCUUCUGCCACGCUCCCUCCGGCGGGCCCUCCCAUGCCUCCGCUCACGCCGCCUCGAUGCCCCUCGGCGGCCACGAGAUCGCGGUCGAUGUCGAUCGAGCCGAGCUUUUCUGCUGUGCCUGCCGCGAUCAGAUCUACGAUCGCGAUUUCGAUGCCGCCGUGGUCUUGUGUCAGUCCGCCGCGCUCAAGUCCGCGAUCACCGUCCAGUCGUCGGGGAACCCGGAGAACAUGCGGAAGCGGCGGCGGGUAGAUUACCGUCCCUGGUCUCCCGAUGUUCGCGAGCGUUUGCUGAUGGAUAAUGGAUCGAGCGUGUUGGAUUGCGAGAUCGAUCGGCCUCGAGGGCUUAGAGGGCUGAACAAUCUGGGGAACACUUGUUUUAUGAACUCGGUGUUGCAGGCCUUGCUGCAUACUCCGCCGUUGAGGGACUAUUUCUUGAGUGAUCGGCACAAUCGGUAUUACUGCCAGCUGAAGAACGCGGCAAGUGGUGGCGGGAAGAGGAAUGGCGGGAAUGGUGGUGGCGACAACAGCAAUGGGAUGAUUAAAGGUGUGAAGCUGUGCUUAGCUUGCGACGUGGAUGCGAUGUUUUCCGCUGUUUUUUCUGGCGAUCGCAAACCAUAUAGCCCCGCGAAGUUUUUGUACAGCUGGUGGCAGCAUGCGUCUAACUUGGCAAGCUAUGAUCAGCAGGAUGCUCAUGAAUUUUUCAUUUCUAUGCUUGAUGGAAUCCAUGAAAAUGUGGAGAGGGAUCGAGGAAAACCCCAGAGUCCAGGACAUGGAGACUGUUGUAUUGCACACAGGGUAUUUUCCGGCAUCUUGCGGUCCGAUGUCAUGUGCAUGGCCUGUGGUUUCACAUCCACAACAUAUGACCCAUGUGUGGACAUCUCACUCGACUUGGAGCCUCACCAAGUGACAGCUCAUGGAAAGACAUCUGCUAAAUCUCAUCCAUCUUCCAAUAGUGAAGCAAACGGCUUCAGUUCGACCCAAAUCCCCACGACAUCUACCCUGAUUGGAUGUUUGGACCGCUUCACCCGACCCGAACGAUUGGGGUCCGACCAGAAAUUCUUCUGUCAACAGUGCCAAGUGAGUCAGGAAUCCCUGAAGCAGAUGUCGAUUAGAAAGCUCCCAUUGGUCUCCUGCUUCCACAUCAAGAGAUUCGAGCACUCUCACACUCGAAAAAUGUCGAGGAAAGUCGAUCGGUACCUGCAGUUCCCUUUCUCGCUGGACAUGGCACCAUAUCUAUCUUCUUCCAUUUUGAGGAGUCGAUUCGGGAACCGGGUCUUCUCAUUCGAAGGAGAUGAUGGAGAUGACGUGGCAGCAAACGAGAUGUCCUCGGAAUUUGAGCUGUUUGCCGUGGUGACCCACUCGGGAAAGCUGGAUGCUGGUCAUUAUGUCACGUAUUUGCGGCUGAGCAAUCAGUGGUAUAAAUGUGACGACGCAUGGAUUACCAGAGUGAACGAGAAUGUGGUGAGGGCUGCGCAGGGGUACAUGAUGUUUUAUGUGCAGAAGAUGCUUUAUUACAGAGCGAGUGCCCAGGUAUGCCCAUCGUGAUACUGGAUAUACUACCAGGCAAGCAUGGAACCAGUUUUUGAUGCCGGGGAAGUAAGCCAGCUGGCAAUGCCGAUGCACGACAUGGUCACAAUGACAGGCAUUCGACGCCAGUCGUCAGUUUGCUGAAGCGUGCAGAGUCUGGUCAAGGCUCGUUCUGCAUACAGAAAAGAAUAAUCAAGCAAAUGGACUCUCUUCUUGAACACCUUCUACCGGGUGGUUCUGCUGGUGAUUUCGACUAUUGGUUUUAGGGUUACAAUGGCAGUUGCAGCAAUGGAUUCGUGGAAUAUUGGCUUCCUUUUUUGCGUCGAACUAUUUCGUUCUUCGAUUUCCUUUGCCUAUUCUAUUCUGUUGGUUGAAGAAAGCAUUGUUUUGGUGGUGGUGGUGGUGGGAUCAUAGUGAUGAUGUAUUACUGGUUUUUGGGUUGCCUUUUGUAUCACCAUCAGGAUCCCCAUUGGGAGUGUAGUAGUAAACUCGAUAUAGAACGUUGAUAUGGCGACAGUUGAAAAAUACUCCAAAAUUGAUACCUAUAGCUGCUAUAAUCAUCAAAUUCUUCUUGUUACGUCGUA
Molecule: messenger RNA, 2372 nt
Organism: Linum tenue
Lineage: Eukaryota; Viridiplantae; Streptophyta; Magnoliopsida; Malpighiales; Linaceae
Source: the annotation of a GenBank genome assembly